Messenger RNA from Neopsephotus bourkii (Bourke's parrot), 4945 nucleotides. It is a transcript of the gene BCL11B, whose product is annotated as BCL11 transcription factor B. The record is from RefSeq and is a predicted model, not a curated record. Gene Ontology annotation, cellular component: nucleus. The transcript is spliced from 4 exons. NCBI's taxonomy places the organism in Eukaryota, Metazoa, Chordata, Aves, Psittaciformes, Psittacidae. Gene Ontology annotation, molecular function: DNA-binding transcription factor activity; RNA polymerase II cis-regulatory region sequence-specific DNA binding. Gene Ontology annotation, biological process: positive regulation of transcription by RNA polymerase II. The coding region runs from base 791 to 3259 and encodes 822 amino acids.
CUGGGGUGUGUGUGUUUAAUUCAUUGUUAUUUUGGAGCCAGAUUUGCAUCACCAUAAAAGGUGGCUUUCCCCCCUCCUCAAUUCCCUCCCCUUCGUUAAUUGCAUUUUUGUUUUUAACCAUCCGGUUUGGAAAUCGUGUUUCCUUUUUUGUUGGUGGCUUCUUAAUUUCCCCCACUUUAAAAUUUUUUUAAUUAUUUUUUAAGAAAAAAGCAUCCACAACCCUCUAAAUCCCCCUGUGCGAUUUCUGCCACUUCUUUUCUGUCUCACUUGUGAGGAGAUGUGGGGUGUUGAAAGGGGGUGCCUGGAAAAUCUGGUUUGUUGCACACGUCUGAAUUUGUUUAAAGGGGUGAACACUUAUUUUCUCCCUGCUUUUGCUGCUGGUGAGGGUGGGGGUGGAGAAGAGAGCCAGGUAGGUUUGUACUUCCAAUUUCAUCUCCUUUUCUGAUCGCUUUACUUGAAAGUAAAUAAUGAGGCAGGAGAGCAUUAAAAGGUACCGAGGAGCUGCGUGUACAAUGGGUUUAGCGGGGAGGCUGGGGAGGAAUGGAGAGCAGAGCGGUACGCAGCUUUCCACCCUCCCCUCUUGCAUUUAUCUCUCUCUCCAUCCUGAGGAAGCUGGCGGAGCAAUCAGGCUGCAUACUGAACAGUGGCAGAAAAAAAUGAAGCAGAGGCUGACCAUGUGGAACCGGCACUCGCCGACGAGGAUGAGAGCCUGGCAAUAGCGGAGCCGGGUGGCAUCAGCAUCGCUGCAGGCGGGACAGACCCCGACUUAUUAACCUGUGGACAGUGUCAGAUGAACUUCCCGCUGGGAGACAUCUUGGUUUUUAUAGAGCACAAGAGAAAACAGUGCAAUGGCACUGGUGGUGCCUGCUAUGAAAAGAGCAUGGAUAAGAGCAGCCCUCCCCCCUCCUCACGUGCCGAGCUCAGGAAAGUAUCAGAGCCAGUGGAAAUCGGGAUCCAAGUCACACCCGAUGAAGAAGACCGUCUUCUCACGCCUACAAAAGGAAUUUGCCCCAAGCAGGAGAACAUUGCAGGGCCGUCCAGGCCUGCAAACCUGCCGGGGGCUCCCAUAGCUGCCUCCUCCCACCCUCACACAUCCGUGAUCACGUCACCUCUCCGCGCACUGGCCUCCCUCCCGCCCUGCCUUAGCCUGCCCUGCUGUGGUGCACGUGCAGUCUCAGUUGGCGGGACUCAGACUGAGAUUCAGACUGAGACGUCAGGCACAUUUGGAUGUCAUUGUCAGUUGUCAGGUAAAGAUGAGCCUUCAAGCUAUAUUUGCACAACAUGCAAGCAGCCUUUUAAUAGUGCUUGGUUCUUGCUUCAGCAUGCCCAGAAUACACAUGGAUUCCGCAUAUACCUGGAAACAAGCCCUUCAAACAGUUCCCUUACUCCACGCAUCACCAUCCCUCCUCCUCUGGGACCGGAGACUGUUGCACAGUCCCCACUAAUGAAUUUCCUUGGAGACAACAACCCUUUCAAUCUUUUACGAAUGACAGGACCCAUCUUGCGUGAACACCCUGGCUUUGGUGAGGGUCGGCUUCCAAACACACCUCCGCUGUUCAGCCCACCACCUCGUCAUCAUCUGGAUCCACAUCGCCUUAGUGCCGAAGAAAUGGGGUUAGUUGCCCAGCAUCCCAGUGCCUUUGACAGAGUUAUGCGUUUAAACCCCAUGGCAAUUGAGUCCCCAGCGAUGGAUUUCUCCAGAAGGCUUCGAGAACUGGCAGGAAACAGUUCCACCCCUCCGCCAGUCUCACCCAGUCGCACCAACCCUAUGCAUCGCUUGUUGAAUCCUUUUCAGCCAAGUCCUAAAUCACCUUUUUUGAGCACCCCGCCACUGCCUCCCAUGCCCCCCAGCAGCACUACACCUCCCCAGCCUCAGGCCAAGAGCAAGUCCUGUGAAUUUUGUGGGAAAACAUUCAAGUUCCAGAGUAACCUUAUUGUGCACCGGCGCAGUCACACAGGAGAAAAGCCCUACAAAUGUCAGCUCUGUGACCACGCUUGCUCCCAGGCCAGCAAGCUAAAACGCCACAUGAAAACGCAUAUGCAUAAAGCUGGCUCCAUGACAGGCAGGUCAGAUGAUGGACUGUCCACCACUAGUUCCCCUGAGCCAGGCACAAGCGAGCUCACAGGAGAGGGACUGAAAUCCAGUGAGGCAGAUUUCAGGAAUGAGAGUGAUCCUUCCCUGGGCCAUGACAAUGAAGAAGAGGAAGAGGAGGAAGAAGAGGAAGAGGAGCUUGAAAAUGAGAGCCGGCCAGAGUCAAGCUUCAGUAUGGACUCGGAGCUGAGUCGUAACAGAGAAAAUGGCUCCAAGUCGCUGCCAGAUGAGAAAUCCCUUGUGUUGGGAAAAGUCAUCGAGAAUGUAAGUCUAGGUACCAUCCAGCAAUAUAAUGACAUGAUAGCUGAAAAACAGAAGAGGAGUAGCUUCAUGAAAAGGUCUUCUGACCAGCGAGACUUGUGUCCUCGAGACCUCUGUCAGAGAGAUCCAGCUGAUGAAGACUCAGUGGUAGGAGAGCUAGACCGCACUGAGGAAGGGACAGUCAAUGGAAGAAACUUUGGCCCAGGUGAACCCUUCCCAAACUUGUUCCCCCGCAAACCAACACCUAUCACAAGCCCUAGUUUAAACAAUUCCUCUAAAAGAAUAAAGGUAGAGAAAGAUUUGGACUUGCCACCAGCAACAAUAAUACCUUCUGAAAAUGUUUACUCCCAGUGGCUGGUAGGGUAUGCAGCAUCACGGCAUUUCAUGAAGGAUCCAUUCCUUGGAUUCACAGACUCCCGACAAUCCCCCUUCGCAACCUCCUCCGAACACUCAUCGGAGAAUGGAAGCCUGCGUUUCUCCACCCCGCCGGGGGACAUGCUGGACGGGGGGCUCUCAGGGCGCAGCGGCACGGCAAGCGGAGGCAGCACCCCCCACAUCAGUGGUCCCGGCCCUGGUCGACCCAGUUCGAAGGAAGGGCGCAGGAGCGAUACAUGUGAGUACUGUGGCAAGGUCUUUAAGAACUGCAGCAAUUUGACAGUGCACCGUCGGAGCCACACUGGAGAGCGGCCUUACAAAUGCGAGCUCUGCAACUAUGCAUGUGCCCAGAGCAGUAAGCUGACGCGCCAUAUGAAAACGCAUGGCCAGAUAGGGAAGGAGGUCUACCGCUGCGACAUUUGCCAGAUGCCCUUCAGUGUUUACAGCACCCUGGAGAAACACAUGAAAAAGUGGCAUGGAGAACAUUUGCUGACAAAUGACGUCAAAAUUGAGCAGGCAGAAAGAAGCUAAGGGCCCUCCCCAUUCCCCGCUAGGUUAAAUUUCAGGGGUCUAGGUAACAUUUUAUUUGUACAGUUUAACUAUUGCCAACUGAGAAAAGAUGACCUAACUUGCCUCCGUAAACAUAACUUAGCAUAAAUACGGUAGGUGCCAGACUUUGGCACUUAAAUAUAACCUGUGUCUACAAAGUUCUAUUAAACCCGAGGGUUGAUUAAGGCAGUAAAAAUUGUGGAGCCUUUUAACUGUGCAAUAAUUUCUGUAUUUAUUGGGUUUUUGUAAUUUUUUGGCAUGUGCAGGUACUUUUUUUUAUUCUUUCUGUUUAAAUUUCUUUAAAAUUUUGUUGGGUAUCCCUUUUUAAUUUUACCCAGUCGUAGCCUGAGAUUACUUGCAUUGUAGAGGAGAAACAUAUCUUUUAAAAUUCUAAUUUUUGGGCCGCUGCUUUGUUGAAAUUUAAGCUACGCAUGUGUAAUUUCUUGUGAAGAAGCCAGCAUUUGAACAGAAAUACUCUUUUUUUUCCUUUUCUUCCCCUCCCCCCCCCAAGAACCUUAAAGAUUAGGGAUUACAAAAUUGUACAGCGGAUAACAAUCUUAAAAUCAGCACUUUCUUUUGGAAUUGGAUCUAACAUGCAGCACUGACAAUGUCGCUGACGAUAGAGGCCUUUUCUAGAUGGAUUUAAUCACUAAAGUUGUGGCAAUGGAUAAAGCAUAGGUGCAGAAGGCAGCUACAUACAAAAUCCAGAAACAUUCUUAAUUGUGUGUUACUAUCAGGUGGUCUCUUCUUGCUCUUAAAAGCUGUAGCAAUAUAAUGGUGCCAUUUCAUCACUUUUUGGGUUUCUUUCCCACUGUCUUCCCUUCCUGCUACUCUUCCCAGAGACAUUAAAAGUAUCCCAAGUAUCAUAUAUUUUCAAACAUUGGAGGAACCAAAUACCAUCUUUUUUCUUUUUAAAUGACAAAAUCAUAAGUUUGUGUUCAGGACAUCUACUUUAUAUUUGUUGUAGUUAAAAUAAUUACUAAAGGAUGGGAAAGUGUGAAUUUUGCAAUGAAAAGCCUCAACUCAUUGGCAUUUGGUUUAUGAAUAGAAAUAUUACAACUAUUUUAUAUGAUGUGCAAUGAUGUUAUUAUAAAGAAGGGAAAAAUAAAUUCUAGUUGCUUUAGCUGUCUUGGCAAGAUUCAGCUCCUACUUGAAGUUGGUAAGAGUUUUCUCCUUGACUUAAUUAGGACUAGAAUUGCAUUCAGGUAAAAGCAUUACAACAGAAAAAAGUAAAGAAAAAUGCACCUGCUCUACUUUCAAAUUCCAAAUUUUUUAAAGCCUUUUACAACUAAUACUAGCCAACAGUGGACAAUUAUGGUUAGAUAUUUCAAUUAUGUUGACCCGCACUUUAAAGCUUUUGUUUGUGGAUAAGAGAAAAAUGGCUUCUCAACAAGAAAUUACAUCGUAUUCUUCUAUUUGGCCCAAAGGUGGGUUAAACUGUAAGGGAACAACUGAGAUUAAGUGUCAGUGUUGCUAAGCAUGGCAUUCACAAUACUGGCACUAUAAAGAAAAAUAAAUAAAAAUAAUUUAUUGGACAGUUUUUGUACUGCCAUUCAAUUUGACGUGAGUGCCUUGAAAACUGAUCUUCCUAUUUGAGUCUCUUGAGACAAAUGCAAAACGUUUUUGUGAAAUGGAAAGACUUUAAAAAAAAAAAGUAAAGCAAGAAAA